AUGCCAAGCGGAGGAGAUCCGGGGACCGCCUCAGCCAAGGGGAAGGGAAAAGGAAGCGGCUACAAAGAGAAUGGCGAGAAAGAGAGGCCAUCAGACGAAGUCUUGGCGGCUGAGCUGUGCGAGGCAAUUAACGGUGGCGCAACCACCCAGGCAGAGGCUUUGUUCAGUCGCCUUGACGUGGAGCUGAGGAAGCAGGACUCGCUUCGCCUGCAGUGCCGGGCGACGCAGGAGGACGCUGCCGCCGUGGCAGCUCCUGCCUCAAUGCUCAAGGUGCAGCGCCUCACCGAGCACGGCUGCUCCGUGCUAUGCUUGGGCUGCCCUGAAGGCAUGCUGUUCGGCAUUGACUACGCAGCCUGGACUGUUGGGCCACAGUUUAUGGGAGUGAAACUUGUCCCUCCUGGCCUGCAUUAUGUCUACAGCAGCGCAAGCUCUACUGAUGUGGGCAUUGCUCGGACGGGCUUCUUCCUCUACAUGAGGCCAAAGGAUGUGGCAGUGUUCCGAUGGGACGUGGAGAACGAAGAACUAUCCAGACCGGACAGUCAAGAUGAGGAGGCCAGAUAUGCUGAUGGCGUCCGCAGCUUCGACUUCGACCGAAAUCUAGGCCCCUAUCCGUUAGAGCUUCGAGAGCAAUGGGCGGAGCUGACUAGACAUGCUACGGCUGAGCUGGUGCAGAAGGUUGAGCCGGUUUCUGGCAGGGUGAGAUCUAGACGCGCCGAGUACGACGCCAAGGCCAAAGAUGAGCCGGAAGUUGUCGAUGCGACGCUAGCGAUGGAGUCCAACACGGGCUCGCUGUUUUUCACAUCAGUGCCAAGAAUUCGGAGAAAGGCGGGAAACGCAGCAGAGACCACGCGGCUCCACAUGGACCGCACUGCGCAGCUAGAGGAGAUGAUCUCCCAGGCGUACUCGGGCAAUGAGUUCGCAAUUCUGGGGGAGCUGCAGCUCGCCUACAUCGCCUUCCUGCUGGGGCAGAAUUUUGACGGUUUUGAGCAGUGGCGAGCCCUGCUGCAGCUGCUGUGCAGUUGUGAGGAGGCUGCCAUGAGGCGCACAGAGCUUUUCGCGGAGCUUCUGCGAGUCUUUUUCGCGCAGCUGAGUCAGGCGCCUUCAGAUCUCUUCGGCGACGAUCUGACAAAGGACAACUUCAUGGGAAGCUGUGCGCUUUCCCUCCUGGAAAUUUGUGAGACGGACGCCCCGAAGCUCCAGAAACGCUGUGCCAAACUGCGGCAGCUGGUGGAAGAGAAGUUUGGCCUCUCCACAGAGGACCUAGCUCUGCUGGGUGAAGAUGCGCCGGAAAUCGUGGAUUUCCAGGCUGACAGAAUGGACUGA
Molecule: messenger RNA, 1323 nt
Organism: Effrenium voratum
Lineage: Eukaryota; Dinophyceae; Suessiales; Symbiodiniaceae
Source: the annotation of a GenBank genome assembly